This is a messenger RNA of Linepithema humile (Argentine ant), 5041 nucleotides long. RefSeq names its product Inositol phosphate kinase 1 (gene Ipk1). The record is from RefSeq and is a predicted model, not a curated record. Lineage: Eukaryota; Metazoa; Arthropoda; Insecta; Hymenoptera; Formicidae. Gene Ontology annotation, molecular function: inositol-1,3,4,5,6-pentakisphosphate 2-kinase activity; ATP binding. Gene Ontology annotation, biological process: inositol phosphate biosynthetic process. Gene Ontology annotation, cellular component: nucleus.
AAAUUUCCAAAGUAUCGACAGACAAUAUCGGGAAAAGUAUCGGUGUGCCGGUUACGCCGGUGUCGGAGCUAUUUCAAAGCGAAUGUGACUGCUCGGUUAAAUACGCAUAAGCAUCGCUAAUCGCGAACUCGUCCGGCCGAGCGGUCGCACGUUACUCGACUUCUCUCUCUUUUUCUCCGUCUUCUUUUUCUCCCCUUGCGCUUUUCUCGUCACGUAUUUCCUCUUCCACGUAGCGACCUUAACCCGCGCGCGUUUAGUCAUCCCCGUCGGGAUUUAUAAUUUUAUUACAUGACUCGGCUGCAUCGAUUCUCAGACUAUCGGCCGGCGGAGAGGAAUGACGGCCGAAGAGAUUUUCGAAUGAAAAGAUUUUCGAGCGUCGCUUCAAUACUCGACUUUAGCCGUCGAAAAAAAAACUCAGCAUCCUGUUUGCGAGUGAAAGUGUAGGAUGUCUUUUUUUCUUUUUAUCCUCGCAGUUUCGCUCGUUUUAUGUUCAAGAAGAAGUUGAGAAACUUUUUAAUUCUCCGUUGAAGAAUUGUGAGACAAGAAUAUUAAAUUGAGAGUUAAAUCAAUUUUAAUUAUCAAUCGAAGAAUGAAAAAUAAAUUCGUUUUUUUCAUCAAAGUUUGAAACUCGUUUUGCCUCGGUGUUUAUCGAUAUCUCGAUAAGGCCUUUCGUCUCUGCGGUUCAGACAAAGAGAAAAAGAGAGGGAGAAAUCAGUUGAAACUUUUCAAAUACGUUCUCUCAUUGAUCGCCGUCUGAGCGCGUUGGGCCGGGCGGAGAAAUAAAUUAAGUUAUUAACCGCGACACCAGCUGCGGGAACGAAACGUUGUUACCCAAUGAUAUACACUCGUACGCGUUUCGUUAUCUUCUCGCGCAUACACGCCUUGCGUUUAUCGACUCCGAGCUUUACGACGACUUUAACGAGUCCGUGCGGCUCGCCUGAACCGUUCGUUCUUCUUCUGAUUUAACCCGGCGCAAUGUAGUAACCCGGUUUCCUGGCGAUUACGCUCUGCUCGAUACUGAGUAUAGUACGCGUUCGACCAGCUCAACUAAUCAUACGGGAUCUUUCCUCCGCGCGCAACGUGCCUUGCUGAAUUAUACGCGUGACAAAUCGCGAAAUUUUUAAUAGAAAAUACAUUAUUUUCUAACGCUAUCGAUAGACGCGUACAAAAUUUCUGUGAAAAAUAUAUUUUAACGAUAAUUAUGCAAAUGGCACGCACAUUUAAUCGCGACAUUAGGGACGUCGGAAACUUGUCACUUCGUUAUCAGAAAGCAGGAGUCUGAGUUAGACGUCGGUAAACCGCAAGUGCCGAACUUGACGAUCACGCGAUGCGCAACUUCGAUAUAACAUUAUCUUCCCGACGCGGUUGUUGCGCGUUGCGAUGCAUCUCGGCAGAUUUUAUGAUUGCAGGCAUUACGCUAUUCUCUAAGUGCAUGCCGAUAGCGAUGUCUCAUUGGCGGUUACGCACAGCGCCAAUGAUACGUCGAGCUGUACGGCGCGGGGGCCGCGGCGGCCGCGGCGUUAUUACAAUCGCUGUUUGUUUCGCGGAACGCUUCGUUAUUUUCUGCCCGCGCGUAUGCAAUAUCGUCAGACCUUCGCGGCAGUCUCUAAUCAAGCAUAAAUUGCAGUCUGGCGCUGCAUGCGUACGGCGAAUUAUCAUCGUCACGCCAUUAACAGCAGAGCAAAUAGACGGGAGAUUAUUUAAUUCUUAAUCGAGGCUUACCGUCGUCGACAAAAAGAGGAUCGGGCGGGACGAUUUCUUAUUUGAUGUUUCAUCGAUGAUAAGGAUCGAUGAUGCAUAUUGAUCGGAAAUAAAUGCCGCUGCUUUUUUUCCUCGCCUAUUCGUAAUAACUAUUCGGUUUGUCGCCCGAAGCGACCUCGUCUUCGCUCUUCAAGGUGCGGAUAAUUGCACGCGCGCGAAGGAGCGCGGCCCUAUCUCUGUCUAAUCAGUCAUAGAUCGUGGCCCGAUGCGCGUGUACACGCGCUCCGCUCCGGCGAUCGUCACGCUAUUGGACGUGUUGCUGCUCGCCCGGAGGGAAAAAGAGGACUCGGGGGUGGAAGCGAGAGAGAGAAGACGGAAGGGGAAAGAGAGAGAGAGAGAGAGGGAGGGUGCAGUGAGUAACCACCGAAGUUAGUCGUCGCGAGCGAGCGAGCGAGAGAGGAAGACGAGGCUUAUCGAGGCAAGGUUAAAGAGAGAGAAAGAGGGACCAUUAACCGUUGGCCGUUGACCUCCCGGUCGGCGUGGGGGAGGGGAUGCACGAGGUGGUGGAAGAAAGGAGGCCACUGAAGUGGGGAUCGGCCGACCGAUCGAUCCUUCGCGCGUCUCAGAACUGUGCUGGCGAUCGCCAGGUGAUGAAUGGUCAGGCUUGUCGAUCGAUGGAUGGCUCCGGAGCGAUUUGUAAUUAACACGCUUCCGCGAUUCUUCUGAGAGUUCCGGAGGGUCGUUGGCCCUCCCCGUCUGCGAGACGCUCGCGGUGGAAAACCCUCGGCGGGUUAAUCGUUUAUUUUUGUUCUCUUUGUCGCAGCGUGCUAUUUUUCCCGAUAUAGUAAGCAUCGCUAUGUAAUUUUUUUUCAUCGUUGAAUUAUAAUUUUCCGUAUGUCGUUAUUUUAUCCGAACAAUUUACGAUGAAAUUGAAUCGUCGAUUCGCGUCGAAUCGCGUCCACACAAAAUCCAAUCCGAUAAUUCUAAAUAAGCGGUAAUUAGGAUAAUCAUGAAAUACGAUCUCGACUUGGUCACGACGAGAUAAUGAGAUCGUGUACUCGCGUUCGAGUCGCGAAAGCCGCGUGACAUUUUCGAUGGGAAAACCGCGCGCGCUUGCAUCGUGCGAUACCGUUCCGGCGUUGUUGAGAUCGCGCCACGCGAUCCCGUGUCCGAUCUGUCGCGAGCGGACGGGAACGGGUCAUGUUGAUUUUAAUGAGAUCGUAUGCGCCGGCCACGGUUCGCCGAAGCGGGCAUCCGCUUCUCUCUUUCUCUCGCUCGGUCUCUCGCCCGGAAUCCAGACGAAUCGUCAAUAUCGAUUUCCUGCUGUUCAUACGUUUGUGUGAUUCGACGGUGCACGAGAUUCAAUCCCCGGCUCUUGUGCGACAGCAGUUGCGUCACCUCGGCGAUAUUUGUACGGAGCGCAGUGUAAUACGAUUCCGGAAGUCAUUACCAGGCGAGGUUUCACCGGAUGGCGGUGGAACACGCGUACAACGGGAGGUGGGUUACGCCAGGAACAUGGUUUCCUGUUUUUUGGGCUCUUACAUGCAGAUCCCCGAAAUCGUGAGCUACGAUGCAGCCGAUAUAGCCAAAUUGUCGGACGUCAUCCGUCCCCUCCGGCCAGCGGAACGCCGGCACAAGGAAACCACAGAUACGUACGCCACCAAGUUUCCGGAUUACACAUUUCUGGAUUUGCGGUUGGAGUUUGAUCAAACCGUCUUCCGGAGCCGUUCGACGUUUUGCGUGGAAAUAAAGCCGAAGCAGGGAUACGUGCAAAAGGCGGAGCAGAGAAUCCCCCGAUGCCCGUAUUGUCUCAACCAGUACGCCAAGCUGCGGAAGAAGAACAUCGCCGCCCGCAGCAAUUAUUGUCCGUUGGACUUAUUUUCUGGAGUGGAAGCGCGCAUGAAAACCGCCGUGGAGGAACUUCUAAGAUCGCCGCAGAACAAUUUGAAGAUCUUUAAGGACGGCUUCGUUGUCUACGAUCAGGCGUCUUCGUCGGACGAUCUCGAGAGCGUGCUGAACGAAUGGUUUCGGAAUGCGGCGGCGACGAGCAGCAGCGUGCGGACUCGUCGCAUCGAUGAGUUCUGCAAUUUGGUAUGCGCCGCCCUUACGCGUCCUUUCGCCCAAGAGCAGCUGGAACGGCUCGCCGCCGCCCAUCCACGUAAUUUUCUCCUACCUUCGAAUCAAGUUCCGACGUUCUGCGCCGAACCGGGCGUGGUAGCAAGAGCGGAACGGUGCCUUCGCUUCGCGGAAAAGAGCUGCAAUUUCGAUGGCGACGAGUUGCCGGAAGACUCGGUGCUGGGACGAAUUUGGAAUAUGCAGCGGCUGUCUUACAUCAAUACUAAUUACAUUUACAACAUUUACUCCAAGUUUGCAUCGUUACUGGAUGAUGAUAUGAUAUACUCCGACUUGACGAGAUUCGACGAAGCUCGCGCUGGCACUGUUGUUUUAUCAGCUAAUCACACAAACGCAGUCAUCCAAAAGACGGCCAUAGAAGAAGUACAUUUUCAAAAGCUUCUUGAGGACACCGACGUGAUGACGAAAUACAGCGACGAUCUGAAUGGAAAUCAUGGCGGUUCAGAGUGUAUCUUAUCUGCUAAUGUCGACAGAACGAUCGUAAAUGGCAGUUUCGCAUCGCAAACAGAAAUUAGUCUCAACGAUUCGCGCCGACCAUUUUAUGUAAAUAGGAGUCUGCAUAAUCAGGAAGCCAACGACGACGGUGAUGAACGAAAGGCAAACACGCGGAUCACCGCCGAACAUUUGUCGGCGUUGCAAAAUUACCUUUUAUUUGCCAUAGCCAGAGAUUGUUCGAUAUUAAUGAGCUUCCGCGAAUUGCAUCCGGAAAACGUAACAAAAGUGCCAGAGGAAAAUACAAUUAAACUUUCGGAGCAGCUGUAUUUUCUAAGCAGCGUCAAAGUCUCCGAUUUGGACUCGAAAAGUGUUCACUCCAUUAAGAAGCAUCGACAACGAGACGUGGAUAUUUUUGAUUCUGUAAUUUCUUUAUUGGAAGACAAUAUUUUUGCGGAGAAUAGAUGAUUGUCCGAGAAACGAUGCCCGUAGCGAUACAGUAUUUGAUAUACGAUAAAACUCUAUUUAGGAAAGAAAGUAUACGUGCACUUAAUUGGUAAUAUGCUUAUUGAUAUGCGUACUGACUUCUUGUACAAAACUAUUUGUAUAGUCUUUGUGUGAAUGUGGAAAAAAUAUUGAUGCUAUCGUUCAUCAAUUAGUGUGUUAAAUGAAAAAUUUGCUUCUAUAUGAAUAAUAUGCUGGAUUAUACUAGAUGUUCAACGAACAAACAUAUCUUAUAUGCUAUGAAAUUUAUAUUUGACUUUAAUGGCUAUAA